Messenger RNA from Arabidopsis lyrata subsp. lyrata, 1808 nucleotides. Its product is annotated as protein LTV1 homolog. The coding region runs from base 117 to 1616 and encodes 499 amino acids. NCBI's taxonomy places the organism in Eukaryota, Viridiplantae, Streptophyta, Magnoliopsida, Brassicales, Brassicaceae. The record is from RefSeq and is a predicted model, not a curated record. Gene Ontology annotation, biological process: ribosomal small subunit biogenesis; ribosomal small subunit export from nucleus. The transcript is spliced from 2 exons. Gene Ontology annotation, cellular component: nucleus; cytosol; preribosome, small subunit precursor.
UGCGUUUUGUUGAUACCCUAAAAUCUAAGAAGCUUCGACAUCGAUUUUGUUAUCCACCGUCAUCGUUCUGCUACGCCUCUCUCUCUCAAACUCUCAGUUUUGUGAAUUAGGUAACAAUGGGGAAGAAGAAGUUUAUUGAUAAGAAAAAGGCGGCGACUUUCGAGUUGUGUCCUCGUGAUACGUCUGACCCAAGAUACAGUGAUGCACCAGGUGGUGAUAAGAUCUUCUUACGAGUUGAUCAAAACCCUGUUAACAUCAAUGGUUUCAUUGAAGAAGAAGAAGAAGAAGAAGAAGAAGGAGACAGCUCACGGUUUGAAGAUGCUCCUGAAGAUUUGCCUUAUGGUUACUCUAGUUUCGGGGAAUCGAGUAUUAAUCCUUUACCUGCUCAUGUGAGGAAGGAGAUUUUGGAGUUAGGGUAUCCUGAUGAUGGUUAUAAUUACUUGGAGCAUUUGAGAGAGAUUAAGAAUACUGGUGGUGGUUCUAAUUUCUAUGCGAAUCCUAAGUUUGUUGUUGAUCAGUUACCUCGUGAUGUUAAGGCUUAUGAUGCGUCUCGUGUUAAGAUCUCUGGUAUGGUGAAUGAAGAAGGUAAUGAUAAUAAGUUGAUGUAUAGUGUGGCGUCGAAGACUGUUAAUGUCAAGGUGCAGAAAGCUAUUGAUCCUGAAGUUGCUGCGUUGCUUGAAAACAGUGAUGGGUCUGAGUUUGGUUCUGAUGUUGAGGAUUUGGAAGAAGAUUUUGUUAUUCAAGCUAAUCUUACUCAGCAGGGUGAAGCUUCUGGUGUGAGCAAUGUUGAGUUUUCUGAAAUUCCUGAGGCAAGGAAUAGAGAAAGUGAUAAACCUGUGGUUGAAAACCCGAGAGUUCCUCGUCAAAUUGAUGAGCUAUUUGAUCAGCUCGAACUCAAUGAAUAUGGAAGUGACAGUGACUGUGAUGGUUACAUAGCUAAAGAUGGAGAAGAAGAAGACUUCAUCGCUCAAGACGUUCAGAAUCUUAUUCAUGAGAAGGCGAAAGAUUAUGAGCUUGAAGAAAAAUAUAUGAACCUUGCAGAUAUAUUGAAGAACAGUGACUCUGUUAAAGAUAAAGAGGAAGUGAACACUGCUGCUCAUAUUAUCCGCCGAACUGUGGAAUAUGGUGAAAAUUUUGAUAACGGGAAUGAAGAUGAAUUUGUAGAGCUGACUGAAGAAAGCAGUGACGAAAGCGAGAAGUAUGAUUGUGAUACUAUAGUCUCAACAUACUCCAAUCGCGAUAACCUCCCUGGUAAAAUCCUUGCUGCAGAGUCAGUCAGGCAGAAGAAGCUGAGUGAAACAGUAGCUAAAGCAUUGAGUUCAAACGGCAGAAUCAUUACUCUCCAAGGGAGAGAGAAGAUUCCUGUCGAGUUUUUACCUGGUAGGAGAGCUGAACAAACCGAUGUCAAAUCGGAAAUCCCGAAAGCUGAACCGAUCAAGAGGAAGACUCAUGGUCAAGAGUCGAAAGAAGAGAAGAAAGAGCGAAAAAAUGCUGUAAAAACCGAAAAGCGAGAAGCAAGGAUAAUGAAGAAACAGACAUCUGAGCUGUAUCGCUAUGAAACGCUCCGUGCUCAGAAAGCUGUUGCUUCCUCUGGUCCAAAGUCGAAACAUCUAUAAUAAUACUGUUACGAAGGUAAAACAAAACAAUUCUCAGACUGUUUAAACCAGUUUUUGAAGUCACUUCGUGUAAUAUUUGCUGUGUUUUUUUUUCGUUUCAUCAAGAUUUGAAAAUCUUGAAUCUUUUUUUUGGAUGUAGACGUUUUGAAUAUUAUUUAUUACUUUUACUAGUCAAAUUUCGAGAAAGUGAUG